Messenger RNA from Mercenaria mercenaria, 2120 nucleotides. RefSeq lists its product as uncharacterized. The transcript is spliced from 4 exons. The coding region runs from base 78 to 743 and encodes 221 amino acids. The record is from RefSeq and is a predicted model, not a curated record. Lineage: Eukaryota; Metazoa; Mollusca; Bivalvia; Venerida; Veneridae.
CGCUGAGUUCACAGACGAAACUGAAAUUCAUUUCUUCUUUACAAGAUCAAGAUUUUAAAGGGUCUCAGUUUCUAUCGAUGUCUUGGAAUUCAACAGAAACGAUAAGAUCACAUUCAGAGAAUUCAGACAAUUAUAUUGAUGUCGAGUCAUGCAAAAACCGGAGUCACCGACUGUCUCCAAUCUCCGAUAUUUACGAGAGUGUUGGCUCUGCCUCGUACGCAAAUAUUCUGCCGGGUAAAUACAUACAACAGGCCACCAAAAGAAGAUACUACUGUAUAUAUAAAGUACUGUUUGCCUUUCUGUGUGCGUUCCUUUUAUUAACAACACUUAUCGCGUUAAGAUUGCAGUUAUCCGGAUCAGACGACUCAGCCGCUACGCAAAUUAAGUCAUCAUGCAUACCAUGUAACAUGUCGGAAGUGAAAGGCGAAAAUGACAAGACGUGCUUAGGUAGAAACUUCACUGAAAGUUUAAUAGAAUCUGUUGGAGCAGAGAAAACGGCUCAUUUCGUUUCCUAUGUCGACGAUAAAUAUAUAGCUCUACAAUUCAAAUAUGAAUUUGAAAUGGAUAUGAUACGACAACCUUCAAAGAUGCACAUAUACUUACCAGAAUGGCAGGGCACGUUGUAUAGAAAUAGUACAUUCAUCACAGAAGGUGGAUGUUUUAGCUAUGUUGAAGAGGCAUGCAUAACUGACUACGAUUUAUCCUUUGGACUUAUUUAUGUUCAUUGUCGCAGUAUGAAAUAAAGAUUAGAAGAUACAUAUAAUAUAUUGUGUUGAUAAUAUGUUGGGUCACAAGUAAAUUUCCAACGUAAAAUAGUAAAUUAAGGGUAGAAUGCAGUCGUAAACAUGUUGGGUUAUGGUUUGAUUGUGGUUGGAUUAAGGUUGUAUCAUGGUUGGAUAUUGGUUGGAUUCUCGACGUUGUAUCGACGUCGUAUAAUGACGUCUAAAAACCUUUCAAAUCCAGCUAUAAUCCGACGUUGAUCCGACGUCGGAGUCCAACGUCGGUACAACGUCAAUACAAUGUCUUUUGUUUGCUGGGUGGAGAAUGCGUGACUAAUAGACAAUAUGUGUAGAGAAGACCCUGGGUUAUAAACUUUUACGAGUAUAUGUUCAAUGCAUAUUUCCUGUGUAAAAUUUAUUAUCAUUAUUAUUAUCAUUAUUAUUAUUUUGAUUAUGAAAGUACACCGUCUCUGAUACGAAAUUUCGGUAAAGAAGAAAGAUAAUGAUUUUUAAUAUUCAAAUGAAAUAUUUUUACCAGUUUUAUGCGCAUUUUCAAGACUGUGAGAACAAGUAAUUAUUUUAUAUUAUAUAAAUAAUAAUUCUACACCAAAUAGUUGUUUAACUUGGAACAGUCCGACCAGAAUCCAACGUCGUAUAGACAUCUAAAUCUAACGUCGACUAGACGUUGUGAAUAUGACGUUGAACAGACGUUGUAUUUUGGUCGCCGACGUCGCGACCAAAAUCCAACGUUGUUUCGACGUCAGGUGUUUGCUGGGUAUAGACUCUAGCAGUGAUGACCACAGCAGAAAUCGGGUAAUCUUUUCACAAAUACUGUUGAAUUUCAGUUACAGUCAUAUAUUUUGAUUUUUUCUUACUUGCUCUAAGGUUAAGACUUCAUUUGCUUUCGUAGAUCUAAAUGUUUCGAAAUUCAUUUUUCACUGUCGAGUGUUAUGCUACAUUUCAGAUUUUGUUUAUGUGUGCGAAAGAAUAAGCUGUCAUAAACGCUGACUGACUAAUGUUCCGUGUCAUUUUUUUUCAGACCAAUGUUCUCAAGUGAUGAUGUGAUUUAUGCUAGACGACAUAACAUACAGCAGUGGAACAGAGACAGACUUUUUUAACAGUUCAAAAUAUUAGACUCUGAUUUAGUCAUAUUUAGCCAUGAAAAUAAGACGGGUUAAACAAUCACGUGCACUACAUGACCGAUAGUAGUAAAGUAAUUGUUUGUGCGAAGACAGUAUAACCUCAUUUGACCUUUUGACCCUUGGUCAGGACUGGUCAAUGCCGGACAAUUUAAAAUCCACAGGUUUUAAACCAACUAAAAGUUUUAAACACAUAUAAUAUAAUGAGUUUACAAAAUAAAAUAUAUUGUUUGAAAGAAAGAAAAUUUACUGAUAAUAUAAA